Saprolegnia diclina VS20 is the source of this 13040-nucleotide messenger RNA. Its product is annotated as dynein heavy chain, axonemal. Gene Ontology annotation, biological process: microtubule-based movement. The transcript is spliced from 19 exons. NCBI's taxonomy places the organism in Eukaryota, Oomycota, Saprolegniomycetes, Saprolegniales, Saprolegniaceae. Bases 18 to 12959 code for a protein of 4313 amino acids. Gene Ontology annotation, cellular component: dynein complex. The record is from RefSeq and is a predicted model, not a curated record. Gene Ontology annotation, molecular function: dynein light intermediate chain binding; ATP binding; minus-end-directed microtubule motor activity.
ACUUCGCGGGGAAUCGCAUGAGCAAGUCGCCCGAGAGCUCCGAUGGGGCGCCGGUCUCUGAGCCCUGGAGCGACCUCGACCGCUUCCAAGCGCUCUCCCGCGGCUCCGUGAACGAGUCCAUGGCGGCCGCGCCGUCGGCCGACGCGCGGCGCAGUCCCAUCCGAAAAGCGCGGCUCGACAUCCUCCAGAGCUCGAUCUUGACGCGGCAGAGCCAGCUCAGCACGCUCGAAGGCGGCACGAAGAAGCACAAGAAGAACACGGACGCCCACAUCGCUGACCUCAAGGCGUCGCUGGGGCCGCUGGGCUCGCUCCAGGGCCCGCGUCGCCCCGACUCGUCGUCCGGGCGUCUCGUGUUACCCGCCGUGACGCCUCCGACGUCGGCCGACGCAAUCGAGUCGCCCGAAGAGCGCAUGUACUCGACGCUCAGCGAUCGUAUUGGCUCCAACUACACCAUGACGACGCGGAAGCUCACCAAGGACGACGUUGCUCGCGUCGCGCUCAGCAUGCCCGUCAUGGUCCGUGAAAAGCCCAAGGACUUGCGCCCUGGGUUUAGCCCCAAGAAAAAGGCGAUCGAGUACGUGGCUGUGGCGCCGGCGCUCGAGCGGUCGUUGGCGCAACUGACCAAGUCGGACGAGCUCUCGCCGUCGCCGCCGCCCAAAUCGCCCUUUACGCAGCUCCCAUCGGCCGAUGUCAAGGCCAACGUGUCUCUCUAUCCGUCCGGGUCCCGCGCCUUCCAGCGCCACUUGGCGGAAAACCCGACGCACCUUUUUAAGAAGCCGUCGCCGACUAAGAGUCCACCCAAGAAGAACAAGAUUGUCCUCAACGUUGGCAGCCCGGUGGCGCCGGUGGCACGGCGCUUGGCGCCCAUGGUCCUCAAGCCGCUGACGUCCCGGACGCUGGAGCUCGACUCGGCCGCGUAUGAAGCUUCGACCACCAACUACUGGCGCGCGGUCGAGGCGUACAUCGCGCGCGGGUGUCCGCCCAUGGCGGAUGCGAUUCCGGUCGAGAUUUUACAGCGACUGCAGCUCCCCGCGCCGCCGUUCCGGCACGACAAGGCCCUUUUAGCGCAGAACACAGCCACGUGCGAACACCUCUUGACCGAGAUGUUUGACGCGGUGUAUGCGUCAUACAACACGGCGAUCGCGCGCGCAAUGCUGCAGUACGACCUUUUGGAAGACACAAACGCGGCGCGGCUCGGCAUCGUGCCGGCCUACCUCCACGCGACGCCCAAGUGGUGGAGCGACGAGACGUACCAGUCGUUUCAAUGGAGAGUCCUUCGGGAGACAGGCGUCGACGCGACCGUGAUCCGCGACAGCGCCGAGUACAUUGAGGUGUUUUUGCACACGGCCGACCCGGCCAUGCUCGCGCUCCAAGCGCAAUGGCUGCACGAAGGCCCGCCACCCGACUGGGAGAUUCGAGACAACCCGUUCGUUCCGUACCACGAGCUUCUCUUUACGGACGUGUUGACACCCGGGUUUCGGUCGUCGUUGCCGCGCACGGUGCCCAAUUUUGUCGAUCACAUUAGCCGCCGCGUCGACGCGGUCAAGGAGUGCCUCCGGACGUACUGGAUUCCUGCCAGCGCUAUGAAGGUCGAUGCGUUCUUGCCGCUUGCGCCGGAUGCGCCGGUGCGCGAUCCGCGCGGCGACCUCCCGCUGCCCGAACCAUUGCACGCCGGUACCAAUGGCAGCGCGGCCAAGCUGUUUGCGAACCGCGUGGCGCUCGAGGGACUUGACGCUCGCCACGCGGCCGCGCCAAAGACCUCGGCCGACACGUUGGUCGAAGACGACCUCUUUCGCUUCAACCACCACAUUGGCGUGUUGAACGCUGCGUCGGUGCUCAUGUCGCGCCAGCUGCGCGAGACCGUCGACGCCUCCGUGCUCGCGUUUCAAGCCUUUUUCGAGCAAUUUUCGACGCCUGCGCUCGACGGCGAGGCUGCGCUCGUCCUCGCCGUGCAGUGCUUUGACGCCCCCAGCGCCGGGUUUGCGCUCGACCCGCCGGCCGACGCGAUGGAGAUGACGCUCCUGCACUGCGUCGGCAUGCUCGUGGACGCGGUCGCGAUCUUUCCGCGCAUCGAUUCGCACACGAGUGUGCCGGUGCGCAUCCGCAACAAGGCGUCGCUCGGGCCGUGCACGCUCGGCACGGGCGAUCCCUUCGUGCUCUCGGCCAAGAAAGCCGUGCGCCAGGCACUACAGCGGCACUUGCGUGAGCCCGAAGGCGUCCUCGCUCGCUUCGCACCGUUUCUGACGCUCCUCAAUGGCUCGACGGACCGGCAUAUCGCCCAUCUCUUGGAGCAGCCGGUCGACUUGGGGGCGCUCCGGGCCGAGCUCGCGGCGCUUCGAUCGAUCGACGACGCGAUUUUGGCCGAGAUUGCCGACCAGUAUACGUUCUCGCUCUUCGCCGUGUCGUGCGUCACGGCCAAAGAUUGCCUUCGCGCCAAAGCGAAAGAGUGCGCGUCCGUGUUGCUCGCGCGCGUCUCGGCCGAGAACGUCAAGCGCAUGAAUGCGAUGGGGGCGCAGUACGAAGCCAUUGUGCAGACGCUCAUGGCCGACCCGUUGGACUCGGUCGAGCUCAAGAGCCUCCAAGCGUUCUACGAGUCGAGUAUGGCGUCGCUCAAUGCGCUCCAAGACGAGCUCGUGAACGACGUGCACACAGCGAUUCGGUUCUUGACCGAGCACCACUUUGCCAUGUCCCGCGACGACAUUCAGCUCUUUUAUGUCACGUACCGCUGGCCCGAUACGAUCGCCAACUUUCAGCGCAAGUCGCUCGAGCGGCAGCGCGAACGCAAGCGGGAGCUCGAGCUCGUCGUGACAGCUCGCCAAGAACACCUGCUCAGCACGUUUGCGACGUGUCAGCGCAAGAUCGAAAAGAUGCGCGAGGCUGGCAACAUGGCCGACGCUGCCAACGUCACCAAGCGCAUCGAGGGCAUCAACAAGCUCAUCGCCGAAAUCGACGACGAAGCCAGCAAGAUCCGCGACCAAGAGACGCUGCUCGGCAUGGAGCUCACGGACAACGAGACAAGCAUCAAGGAGCUCCAAGAAAUGCUCGCCCCCAUGGACAAACUCUGGUCGACCGUGUUUCAAUUCAGCGAGCAGCUCAACCAGUGGCGCGGACUGCCGCUCUACAUGGUCAACGCCGAAGACGCCGAGCGCGAAGCCGACGGGUUCCGACGCAAUGUCGUCAAGGUCAUUCGCGACUGCGAAAAGAUUGGCGAGAGCUUAGAAGCGCCGACCGAAGUCGCACGCGCGGCCAAGAAGAUGCUCGAUGAAAUGCUCGAUGCCCACGUGCCGCUCAUGCACCUGAUUUGCACGCCGGCGCUCUGUGCGCGGCACUGGUCCGAGAUCGAGGCCAUCACGAAACUCGACUUGCAGACGCCAGGCGGCGACAUGACGUUGAGCCACAUGCUGGACGCGGGGCUGCACAAGUUCACCGCGCAAAUCGAAGACAUUUGUGUCGGCGCGGCCAAAGAAUACUCGCUCGAGCAAGCGCUCGACAAGAUGGAGCACGAGUGGGAAGGCAUCGAGUUCCACACCAAGCCGUACCGCACGACCGGCACGUCGAUUCUCUUUGGCACGGACGAAAUGCAGCAGCUCUUGGACGACCACAUGGUCAAAAUUCAAUCGAUUCGCGGCUCGCGCUACAACAAGCCGUACUUGGAGCGCAUUGGGCGCUGGGAGAAAACGCUCGUGGCGGUACAAGACAUUACCGACCAGUGGCUCAAGGUCCAAGCGACGUGGCUGUACCUCGAGCCGAUCUUUAGCAGCGACGACAUCAUGCGGCAAAUGCCCACCGAGGGCAUGCUCUUCAAGCGCGUCGACGCCACGUGGCGGCACAAUAUGGAAGAAACCAUUCUCGAGCCAGAAGCCACCAAAGUCGCACUGCGCCAAGGCUUGCUCGAGACGCUCCAAGAGUCCAACGCCGACCUCGAUACGAUCCAGAAAGGACUGAACGAGUACCUCGAGACGAAGCGCCUGUACUUUCCGCGGUUCUUUUUCCUCUCGAACGACGAGCUGCUCGAGAUUCUCGCCGAGACGAAGGACCCGUUGCGCGUCCAGCCCCAUCUAAAGAAAGCGUUUGACGGCAUCAACCUCCUCGAGUUCCAGCCCAACCUCGACAUUACCGCGAUGCUGAGUCCCGAAAAUGAAAAAGUCCCGUUCCUCUUCGACAAGAUCUCACAAUCGCCCAUCAACCCCAACAAGACGGGCGGCAAUGUGGAAAUUUGGCUCCAGGAGGUCGAAAUCACGAUGCGCAAAAGCGUCGCGUACCACGUGGAUCUGAGCAUGGCCGACUACGCGACCAAAGAUCGGCUCACGUGGGUGCAAGAGUGGCCGGGUCAAGUCGUUCUUGCCAUCAACCAGACCGUGUGGACGCAGCAAACGGAGGCCGCGCUCGAUGGCCCCAAAGAUGCUCUCGUGCAGCACUCCCAGAUGCUCAAAGACGAACUCCUUCGCACGGUCGAGCUCGUGCGUGGCCAGCUGCCCAAGCUCACGCGCAUUACGCUCGGUGCGCUUGUCGUCAUGGACGUGCACAACCGCGACACCAUCGCCGAGCUCGUCACGCUCAAGACAUCGGACAAGCUCGACUUUGACUGGCUCGCGCAGCUGCGCUACUACUGGGUGGCGGGCGGAACAUCGGCCGCGACGGGGAAACCGGGCACGCUGCAGUGCCGUAUGAUCAAUACGUUAGCGCUGUACGCGUUCGAGUACCUCGGCAACUCGAUGCGGCUCGUCAUUACGCCGCUGACCGAUCGUUGCUACCGCACGCUCAUGGGGGCUAUUCAUUUGAACCUCGGGGGGGCGCCGGAAGGGCCAGCCGGCACGGGCAAGACCGAGACGACCAAGGAUCUCGGCAAAGCCAUUGCGAUCCAGUGCGUGGUGACCAACUGCUCCGACGGUCUCGACUACCUCGCGAUGGGCAAGUUCUUCAAGGGUCUCGCGUCCAGCGGCGCGUGGGCGUGCUUUGAUGAGUUCAACCGCAUCCAGCUCGAAGUGCUCAGUGUGAUUGCCCAGCAGAUUCUCUGCAUCCAGAUCGCCAAGGCGCAAAACGCAGCGACCUUUAUGUUUGAGGGCACCCUCCUUUCGCUCAACCCCACGUGCUGCCCGUUCAUUACGAUGAACCCUGGGUAUGCGGGGCGCGCUGAGCUGCCCGACAACCUCAAGGUGCUCUUCCGCACCGUGGCCAUGAUGGUGCCCGACUACGCUAUGAUUGCAGAGAUUAUGCUCUAUUCGUACGGCUACAUGGAGGCGAAUGCACUCUCCAAGAAGAUUACGACCACGUAUACCCUUUGCUCGGAACAGCUCUCUUCGCAAUCGCACUACGACUACGGCAUGCGGGCAGUCAUGGCCGUGCUGCGAGCUGCAGGCAACCUCAAGCGAAGCGAGGGCCACCUUCAGGAAGACACACUCGUCUUGCGCUCCAUCAUUGACGUCAACUUGCCGAAAUUCCUGAGCCCUGACGUCCCGCUCUUCAACGGCAUUGUCUCGGACCUCUUCCCGGGCGUCGUCGUGGACCCGCCCGACCGCACCGACAUGCUACGUGCGAUCAACGACGCGUGCAAAGCCAUGGAGCUCCAGCCCGUGCCCAACUUCAUCGAAAAGGUCAUUCAGAUUUACGAAAUGAUGAUUGUCCGGCACGGCUUUAUGGUCGUGGGCAUGCCCUUCUCGGGCAAGUCGAGUUCGUGGAAGGUGCUCGCUGACGUUUUGGAGCGCCUCCACAAUCAAUUUCCUGAAGAUACACGGUACACGCCCGUGGUCGUGGCCGUCAUCAACCCCAAGUCGAUCACGAUGGGCCAGCUCUACGGGCAGUUUGACGACGUCUCGCACGAGUGGACCGACGGUGUCCUCGCCAUCAACUACCGCAAUCUGGCCACGAGUCCGACGCCGGACCGCAAGUGGCUCCUCUUUGACGGCCCCGUCGACGCGGUGUGGAUCGAAAACAUGAAUACGGUCCUCGACGACAACCGCAAAUUGUGCUUGAUGAGCGGCGAGAUCAUUGCGAUGAGCCCCGUCAUGAGCAUGAUGUUUGAGCCCAUGGACCUUCUCGUCGCAUCGCCUGCCACUGUCUCGCGCUGCGGCAUGAUCUACAUGGAGCCCGAGCAGCUCGGGUGGCAGCCGCUCGUCGACUCGUGGCUGGAUCGUAGCGUGGUGCUGCCACCGGACGCCGACCCCAAGCUCCACCUCGUCUUGACCGACGACCAGCGCAGCACCAUCCGAACGCUCUGCGCGUGGCUCGUCGAUCCGUGCAUUGCGUUUGUGCGCAAGGAGCUGGUGGAGCUCACGCCGACAGUCGACGCGAAUCUCGUGCAGAGCUUACUGCACAUCUUGGAGGCCGAGUUGCUUACGCUCAAGCCGGCCGACAUUGGUACCAAGAAAGGUUUACAGCACCUCGAGAGCAUCUUCCUCUUCGGUUUGCUUUGGUCGGUCGGGUGUACCUCCACGUCGGAGGGCCGCGUCCGGUUCUGCGAUUUCUUGCGCAGUUAUAUGGAGUCCAUGGGGGUGCUCAACGCCAAGUACAUUGUGGUCGGCCGCGCGCUCACAGUGCGCAAGUGGGCCAAGCCAUCGUUCGACACGUAUGCGCUCACGCUUGCGCUCCCAAAUAAAGGCAAUCUGCACGACUACCUCUACAGUGUGGACGACGCCAAGUGGGUGCGUUGGGAAGACACGCUGCGAGAGUACGUCAUUCCGCCCAACUCGCCGUUCAGCACGAUCGUUGUCCCCACGAUUUACACGGCGCAACUCGAAAACCUUGUCAAGCUCCUCGUCUCGUCCAAGCGCAAGGUGCUCGUGUGCGGCCCCACGGGUACCGGCAAGAGUUCGUACCUCAAUGCGAUAUUGAACGAGCGCCUCAGCCCCGACAAUUUUUCCGUCAUCAUGCUCUCGUUCUCGGCGAAAACGUCGGCCAAUAUGACGCAAAACAUCAUUGACGGCAAGCUCGAUAAGCGGCGGAAGGGCGUGUACGGUCCACCGGUCGGGAAGGAUGGUAUCGUGUUUGUCGACGAUCUCAACAUGCCCAUGAUCGAGACGUACGGGGCACAGCCGCCAAUCGAGCUCAUGCGGCAGCUCGUCGACUCUGGCGGGUGGUACGACCUCAAGGAGAUGGCGUGGCAAAAGAUCAUCGACACGAUCGUCGUCACGGCCAUGGGACCGCCGGGCGGUGGCCGCAACACGAUCAGCCCGCGCUUCCAACGGCACUUUAACGUACUCUGCUUCUCCGAGUUUGACGACGCGACGCUCGCGCGCAUCUUUUCCACGAUUGUCAACUGGUACUUUACGAGCAAUCCGUUCAUUUCGGAAAUCCGCAAGCUCGCCGACGCCGUGGUUAAUGCGACGCUCGAGACGUACCAAAACGCCAUGAAGGUGCUCCUUCCGACGCCAAAAAAGUCGCAUUAUACGUUCAAUUUACGGGAUUUUUCGCGCAUUAUUCAAGGCAUCAUGCUCGUGACGGCGGCCGACGACUUUAACACGACGAGCCUCGUCAAGCUAUGGGUCCACGAGUCGCUGCGUGUCAUUGGCGAUCGGCUCAUUGACGACGAAGGCCGCACGUGGUUUUGCGACUUCCAGCGCAAAAUGGUCGCCAAGCACUUCAACACCAACUUUGACAAAGUAUUUGCGCCGCUCAAGCGCGGCCGCGAUGGCAUCGUGAUGCCCCACGACAUGCGCAACCUCUUCUUUGGGGAUUAUCGCGACCCCGACGCAUCCCCGCGUCUCUACAAGGAGAUCGACGUCCACUCGACCGGUGACGUCGACGGCAUUGCCCAGCUCAUUGCGUGCUUGGACCAGUACCUUGCCGAGUUCAACGCUGUGUCGCGCAAGCCGAUGAAUUUGGUCAUGUUUUUGUUUGCGAUCGAGCACCUCUCGCGCAUUGCGCGCGUCCUCAAGAUGCCCCGCGGCAAUGCGCUGCUCGUGGGCGUCGGUGGCAGUGGCCGACAAAGCCUCACGCGCCUUGCGGCGUUUAUCAUGGACUAUGAAGUCAAGCAGAUUGAGAUUGCGAAAAACUACACGAUGACCGAGUGGCGCGAAGACAUGAAGUAUGUGCUCAAGACCGCGGGCAUUGGCGCGCGGCCGCUCGUGUUUCUCUUUAGCGACACGCAAAUCAAGUACGAGGCGUUUGUCGAGGACAUCAACAACAUGCUCAACUCGGGCGAAAUCCCAAAUUUGUUUCCGUACGACGAGCGCGUCGGGCUCUGCGAAGGCGUGCGGAUUCACGCCAAGGAGAAAUUUGGGAAAAUCGCCGGCGACAUGACGCCCGCCCAGCUCUACGCGUUCUUUGUGCAGCGCGUGCGCCAGCAGCUCCAUAUCGUGCUCGCGUGCUCGCCGAUCGGUGACGCGUUCCGCGACCGGCUCCGGAAGUUUCCGUCCAUGAUCAACUGCUGCACGAUCGAUUGGUUCACGGCGUGGCCCGCUGACGCGCUCGUCGCGGUCGCCGAGAAGUUUCUGCGCGACGUGCAAAUGGAGUCGGACGCGACACGCCGCGGCAUCGUCGACACGUGCCAGUACUUUCACGUCCAAGUCGAGAGUCUGAGCGAUACGUACCUCCAGUGCCUCCGCCGGCAAAACUACGUGACGCCGACGUCGUACCUCGAGCUCAUCGUGGCCUUCAAGACCUUUCUCGGGCAGCGACGCGAGAGCGUCAUGAAGGCCAAGCUCCGGUACGAAGUCGGCUUGGAAAAAAUUCAGUUUGCCGAAGCCAACGUGAGUGUCAUGCGCAAGGAGCUCGUCGACAUGCAGCCAAUUCUCGAUCGGUCGACAAAAGAAACAGCGGCGCUCAUGGAGGAAAUCCAAGCCAAGUUACCGGGCGUCGAGAAGACGCGCGCCGAAGUCCAAGCCGACGUGGCGGUCGCCGAUGCGUCCAAAGCGCAGUGCGAGGUCCAAAAAGCUAGCGUUGAGGCCGACUUGGCCGAGGCUGUGCCCGCGCUCGAAGAGGCUCUCAAGGCCCUCGACACGAUCAAAGCGUCCGAAAUCAACGAAGUCAAAGCCAUGGCCAACCCGCCGGCUGGCGUCAAGCUCGUGUGCGAAGGCGUGUGCGUCAUGCUUGGCAUCAAGCCCGCGCGCAUUCCCGACCCCGCGGACCCGAGCAAGCGCAUCAUGGACUUUUGGGGCCCGUCCCAAAAGAUGCUGAGCGAUCCGACAUUCAUCCAGCAGCUCAAAAAAUUCGACAAAGACAACCUCGACCCAAAAAUCAUGAAGGUCGUCGUCUCCAAAUACAUUGCCGACGAGAAUUUUAGUCCCGAAAAGGCCGAAAAAGCGUCCAAGGCCGCCGCUGGGCUUUGUAAAUGGGUGCAUUCGAUGGCGCUGUACGACAACGUGAGCAAGAUCGUCGCGCCCAAGCGCGAAGCCCUCGCGGUGGCCGAGAAGCUGCUGCAAGAGACGCUCGAGAGUCUCAACGAGAAGCUCGCGCGCUUGAAGGAGGUUGAAGACGGGCUCGCAAGUCUUCAGCGAUCGUUCCAAGACGCCACCACCUCCAAGCAAAGCUUGGAAAGCCAGAUCGAGCUCACGGGGAAGAAGCUCGUGCGCGCGGCGACGCUCAUCGAAAGCCUUGGCGGGGAAAAGAUCCGCUGGAAAGAGUUUAGCGCCCAAUUGACGCUGCAGUACACCAAGCUCACGGGCGACGCGCUCAUUUCCGCAGGCAUUGUCGCCUACCUCGGGCCAUUUACGUCCGUGUACCGGGCACAGGCGGUCUCGGCGUGGGUCGCCCGCUGCAAGGAGCUCGCGAUUCCGUGCUCGGACCUGCCGUCGCUUUCGGGGACGCUCGGCGACCCGGUUCAGAUCCGCAAGUGGAACAUUGAUGGCCUCCCGACCGACAUGUUUAGCAUCGACAAUGGCAUCGUAGUCUUUAACGCGCGCCGGUGGCCGCUCAUGAUCGACCCACAAGGCCAAGCCAACAAGUGGAUUCGCAACAUGGAGACCGAGCAUGGGCUCAACGUCAUCAAGCUCACGGACGGCGACUACCUCCGGACGCUCGAGAACGCGGUGCAGUUUGGCCGCCCCGUGCUCUUGGAAAAUAUUGGCGAAGAAUUGGACCCGAGCUUGGAACCGUUGUUGCUCAAGCAGACGUUCAAGCAAGGUGGCACACUCUUCAUUCGGCUCGGCGAUGCCAACAUUGAGUACAGCGAGAGCUUUCGGUUCUACCUCACGACCAAGCUCCGGAACCCGCAUUACUUGCCCGAAGUGUCGGUCAAAGUGACGCUGCUCAACUUUAUGAUCACGCCGCAAGGGCUCGAGGACCAGUUGCUCGGAAUCGUCGUUGCGCAAGAACGACCCGACUUGGAAGAGCAGAAAAACAAGCUCAUCGUCCAGAGCGCCAAGAACAAGGCGCUUUUGAAGGAGAUUGAAGACAAGACGUUGCACAUUCUGUCGGCGUCCGAGGGCAACAUCCUUGAAGACGAGACCGCCAUCAACACGAUGAACCAGGGCAAGCAGGUCGCCGACCAAAUCAAGUCGGAGCAGGUCAUUGCCGAAGCCACGGAGCUCGAGAUCGACACGGUGCGCCAGGGCUACCGCCCGGUAGCCUACUCGUCGCAAGUGCUCUUCUUCUGCAUCGACCAGCUCGCCAACAUCGAGCCCGUGUACCAGUACUCGCUCUCGUGGUUCAUUGCACUCUUUGUGCUCAGCAUCAACCAAAGCGACAAGAGCACCGACUUGCACGAACGGCUCAAGCUGCUCGAUGCGCACUUUACGUUUUCCUUGUACCGCAACAUUUGUCGGUCGCUGCUCGAGAAGGACAAGCUCAUGUUUUCCUUCCUCUUGACGAUCUCCAUCAUGCAAGGCCGCGCCGAGAUCGAUGCGUCCGAGUGGUACUUCUUCCUCACGGGCGGGCUGGCAGUGGCCGAGACGCCUCCGCCAAACCCUGCCCCCGAAUGGUUUGCCGACAAGCAGUGGAACGAACUCGUGCGUCUUUCAAACCUCCCGGCCUUUCCGGGGCUCGCGACCGAGUUCAAGACCUAUGUCGACGCAUGGAAGGCCAUCUACGACAGUCCAACGGGGUACCUCAUUCCUUUCCCCGGGUCAUUUGCGGCCGUAACACCGUUCCGGCGGCUCCUUGGCAUCCGCUGCAUUCGACCGGAUCUCGUCGUCCUCGCCGCGCAGCAGUUCGUUGUCGAGACGAUGGGCGACGCGUUCGUCAAGCCCCCGCCGUUUGACCUCGGGCUCUGCUACAGCGACUCGUCCGUGAGCUCGCCCCUUGUGUUUAUCCUCUCGCCGGGCUCGGACCCGAUUAGCUCGGUCCUCAAGUUUGCCGACGCGAAUCGGCAGCGCAUCGACACGAUUUCGCUGGGGCAAGGCCAAGGACCCAUUGCCGAGCGUAUGAUCGCGCUCGCGAUGGAAACCGGGUCGUGGGUCGUCUUGCAAAACUGCCACUUGGCGCCGAGCUGGAUGCCGACACUGGAGCGCAUCACGGAGAGCGUCAAGCUCGAGACGACGCAUCCAAACUUUCGGCUCUGGUGCACGACGUACCCGUCCCCCGUCUUUCCCCCGUCUGUGCUGCAGAACGGCGUGAAAAUGACCAACGAACCGCCCCAGGGCUUGCGCGCUAACCUUCUCGGCUCGUACCUCCUCGACCCGAUUUGUGAGCGCGGGUUCCUCGAGUCCGUGAACAAGGGCAAGGAAUUUCGCCGGCUUUUGUAUGCGCUGUGCUUUUUCCAUGCACUUGUCCGCGAGCGUCGGCAGUUUGGUCCGCUGGGCUGGAACAUCCAGUACGAGUUCAACGAGUCCGACCUCAGCAUUAGCACGCGCCAACUCGCAAUGUUUGUCGACGAGAACGACGCGAUUCCGUGGCGAGCGCUCCAGUAUUGCACGGGCGAGUGCAACUAUGGUGGUCGCGUCACCGACGACAAGGACCGACGCACCUUGGCGUGUCUUUUGGGCCGGUUUUACGCCACUGAUAUUCUCAAGGACGACUACAGCUUUGACGAGCGGUCGCAGUACGUGGUGCCGGAGGACACGGACUAUGAAGGCUUCCUUGGCUUCAUCGAGGGCCUUCCGCUUGUCGCACCGCCCAAUGUCUUUGGUUUGCACGACAAUGCGACGAUUACAAAAGAUCAAAACGAAACGACGAUAUUGUGCACAAAGGUGCUCCAGACGCAAGCGACCGGUGGCGGCGGCGGCGACGCCAAGGGCCUCAGCCAAGAAGAGACCGUCGACGCCAUGGCAGCCGAUAUUCUAUCUCGGCUGCCCGACAAUUACGACAUGGAAGUCGCGGCCAUUCGGUACCCGGUCCGAUGGAACGAAAGCAUGAACACGGUCGUGUGCCAAGAACUCGUGCGCUUCAACAACCUUCUCUCGGUCGUCCGGAGCUCGCUCAAGAGUCUUCGCAAGGCGAUCCAAGGUCUCGUCGUCAUGUCGGCCGAACUCGAGAACGUGAGUUUGUCGCUGUUUUACGGGAAAAUUCCGGCCAUGUGGAUCGCCAAGUCGUACCCUUCGCUCAAGCCCCUCCCGAGCUACGUGAGCGACUUGCUCGAGCGCAUAACGUUCUUUGCUGACUGGCUUAACGACAAGCCGCCGCCGAUCUUUUGGAUCUCGGGCUUCUUCUUUACGCAGGCCUUUCUGACGGGCGCCAACCAAAACUUUGCCCGCAAAUAUACCAUCCCGAUCGAUCAAAUCACGUUUGACCACGAGCCAAUGCCACGCACCGACUAUGUGACGGGCCCCACGGACGGCGUGUACGUCCGCGGUCUCUUCCUCGAGGGCUGUCGCUGGAACAAGGUCGAGUCGCGCCUCACCGAGUCGCUGCCCAAGGUGCUCUUCACGCCCGGUCCUGUGCUGUGGUUUCGACCGACAAAGAAGUCGGACCUCGUCAUUCGCAAGUCGUACAAUUGCCCCGUGUAUAAAACUAGUGAGCGCCGGGGCACCCUCUCGACGACGGGGCACUCGACCAACUUUAUUUGCUUCAUUCGGCUUCCGUCGAACCUCCCCGAGGCCCAUUGGGUAGCCCGUGGCGUUGCCAUGCUCAGUCAACUCGACGACUAGACGUGCGAGCACGAGAGAAGCUACCGUUAAUAUUCAAUAAUAUUCCAUGUCCACGACGAAAGGGCAUGCCUCAUAUGACCA